UUUACUGUGUCCACGGCAGUCACUCUUUCGCUCAAGAUUCAAAACAUUGAACACUUUCAGCUCAUUUUGUGUUUGACUAAUUGCCCCAACAAAGGUUUUUGAAGUUUCUCUUUUCGUCAUUGCCCUUAACUAAAUUGUCUCAAAAAGAGGUUGUUCCUUUUUCUUGUUCGUUGUGCUCCUAUUGAGUUGAAUACCGAAAAAAGAUCGAUGACCCUUUUCUUAUUGGAAGAAAAUGAAGUAACCGUUUGCAGUUGAACUCAAGAUUUGCUCAUUUCAAGUUCAAAUCUGGCGUUUUCUUGAGGUCAGAAUUGACUUUUUCUUUUAUGGGUAUUGGCCUUUUGUUGACUUCAUUCAAGAUUCGGUUGAUGGUAUUGUGCUCUUCUGUUACAAUGUUUUGAUUCUUGAUAGACAUGGCUUUUCAUUGUUUGAGUAUAGAUCAAUACUUAGAAAAGUUUUGAAUGUUGAGCAAUUGACAGUGUAAGAAAAGUUUUGAAUGUUGAGCAAUUGACAGUGUAUUGUGAUUGACUCUUGUGCUGCUAAAAGAGUCAAAUAGUUGGUUGAACUUUGCUUCGAGGUUGAUUGAGCUUGUGCUGAAUUUGUCAUUAUUGAGGAUAUUUUCAGUGUACUUGAUGUACUAAGAUGGAGUUAUUAUCUAUUCUGGUCUUUAUAAGCUUUCCCUCAUUUUAAGCUAAUAUAGUUUCAGAAAUUUUCAUUAUAUUGAUAGAGUUGGAUAAGGCCUAAGGUAUUAGUUUCGUGUGUCAAAUUCAGUGGACAUCAUAUUGGUUACUUCUGGCAAGAGUCUCUUUGAAACAAUUUAAGGUUGUCUGAUUACUAUUAUGGCUUCUAUUAGAAGAACAUUGUCCCCAGUGCCUCGUCCUGGUAGUACUAUGAAUGGAGAAGCAUGUCUUGUUGCCUCUCCUUUGUCCAAGUCAUCAUCAUGUACUCAUAGCUAUACACCAACUGGUACGUUGCUGUCUUCUCUUGGUUCAUUGGAUUAUGCAUUGUACAAGGUUCAAACAUUUGUACUUGGUUUUUUGUCGCGAAGAUCUUCUAGGCCCCUGGAAAGGUCAAAGUUGAAGGGGCUCAUUUGGAGGAGAGCUCUUCUUCAAUUCUUUUUCUGCUUCGUGCUUGGAGUAUUUAUUGGCCUCACUCCAUUUGUUUCACUAAAUUUGUCAACAAAUUUUAUAUCUAAACAUCAAGCUUUCUCCUUUGAGGUCGAAGAAAAUGCUCGCUCAUAUGACGUAUCUAGAAAUGUGACUUCAACCACUGAGGACUUGCCUAUCGUGGAUAAUUCGACAUCAGAGCCUAACUUAUUACAUGUUGAACUGAAAAAAGAAAUUUCCAACAAUACCUCCUUUAACCAGUCACUUGAACAAGAAUUUAUGUUGUCCCGUAACCUUUUGAUUAUUGUGACACCUACAGAAACUCGGCCAUUUCAAGCAUACUAUCUGAAUCGUCUAGCCUAUGGAUUAAAGUUGGUGCCUUCUCCUUUGCUGUGGAUAGUUGUUGAGAUGAAUUCUCAGUCUGUUGAAACUGCUGAUAUAUUGAGAAGAACUGGAGUUAUGUACAGGCAUCUUGUGUGCAGCAAGAACAUAACUGAUGUGAAAGAAAAAAAUGUGCACCUAAGGAAUGUUGCACUCUCUCACAUUGAAACACACCAUCUAGAUGGUAUUGUCUAUUUUGCUGAUGAGUACAACAUAUACUCUGCUGAUUUAUUCGAGCAGAUGAGACAGAUCAGCCGGUUCGGGACAUGGAUUGUGGCAAGACUAGCUGAAAAUAAUAGGAACGUUAUCUUGCAGGGUCCAAUCUGUAACGCCUCUCAGGUUAUAGGUUGGCACACUGAAGGUAGAGCAAAAAGAUUUCAGAGAUUCUAUGCAGAAAUAUCGGGAUUUGCGUUCAAUAGUACGAUACUUUGGGAUCCUAAGAGGUGGCACCGACCAACACUAGAACCUAUAAGGCAGUCUGAUACAGCCAUAGCUGGUUCCCAAGUGAGCACAUUUAUCGAACAAGUGGUAGAAGAUGAAAGCCAAAUGGAAUGCUUACCAAUGCACUGUUCGAGAAUCACGGUUUGGCAAUUCAACACAGACACGUUGUACCCAUAUCCUCAUGAGUGGCUUGUGAAGAAUUACUCAAGCACCAUUACUUCAAUUGGAUUACAAUUUUGACAUACAGAGAGAUUCUUGAGCAUUAACAAGUGCAGGGAAUCUGCUGCAAAUAUUUAUCGGACCAACCACCGGAAUGCUAUCAGUUAACUACACGCUAUAGCAUCUAGAGAGACGAAGGAAACCAGUUCUCUGCCCCUUCCUGCCUCCCCCGACCCUCCUCUUCCCUUUUCCUGUUCUGCUGCUAUAUCAGUAGAUAUUAAUUUGUACAGUUGCAUAGCGGUGUAAGCAGAAAAAUUGUGGCCAUGUUGGAAAUUAUUUACAACUGAUAGGUGAGUUUCAAGUUCCCAGUCAAUUCUAUCAACCGAAGUUUUUGUAAUCCAAGUUGAUGCUGCAAAGGAGUUUUGUUCUUGAACUGGCUGCAUUUCAGUAAGACUUGUGCAUAUUUUAAA
This is a messenger RNA of Nicotiana tabacum (common tobacco), 2554 nucleotides long. RefSeq names its product putative beta-1,4-xylosyltransferase IRX9H. Gene Ontology annotation, biological process: glucuronoxylan biosynthetic process; plant-type secondary cell wall biogenesis. Gene Ontology annotation, cellular component: Golgi membrane. The record is from RefSeq and is a predicted model, not a curated record. NCBI's taxonomy places the organism in Eukaryota, Viridiplantae, Streptophyta, Magnoliopsida, Solanales, Solanaceae. Gene Ontology annotation, molecular function: xylosyltransferase activity; galactosylgalactosylxylosylprotein 3-beta-glucuronosyltransferase activity.